AUGGCACUGCAGUUUGAAGCCUUCUGUGCAGAGGACCUGGCCCCGGGCUGGAACCUGCUGGGCCGGGGACACUCUGACUGGAGAGGACAGUUUGAGAUCAAUUUCCUGUCCGAGGAGGGGAUGUCGUUUUUCACAUCAAGCUCAAUUCUCUACUGCCACCAGGUGGGCACCUCACGACCGCGGGGCCAGGAGGGGGUGUCCUGCAUCUUCCCGCUGGUGCUGGGGGAGCACUUUCAGAUGGAGGUCCGGGCGGACGCCCAGCACUUCCACGUCCACGCCCAGGAGUACAAGGUGCUACAGUUUGCACAUGGCCGCCAUAGGCCGCUGGCGGCCGUCACCCACGUGCAGGUGCUGACCGACCACCGCCUGGCCCAGGUGGAGCUGGCAGGAGGGGCCUGA
Molecule: messenger RNA, 399 nt
Organism: Rhinolophus ferrumequinum (greater horseshoe bat)
Lineage: Eukaryota; Metazoa; Chordata; Mammalia; Chiroptera; Rhinolophidae
Gene: GRIFIN
Product: galectin-related inter-fiber protein
Exons: 4
Coding region: 1-399 (132 amino acids)
Molecular function (GO): carbohydrate binding
Source: RefSeq, a predicted model, not a curated record